Molecule: messenger RNA, 999 nt
Organism: Coturnix japonica (Japanese quail)
Lineage: Eukaryota; Metazoa; Chordata; Aves; Galliformes; Phasianidae
Gene: SMIM20
Product: small integral membrane protein 20
Biological process (GO): mitochondrial respiratory chain complex IV assembly
Cellular component (GO): mitochondrial inner membrane
Source: RefSeq, a predicted model, not a curated record
UCGCACAGCGCAGCGCCGCGCCCCGAGCGGCCGCCGCAGGUGCGGGGAGGAGGGUGCGGCUGGGCCGGGGCGGCAUCCGGCCGCGGAGGGGCCGAGCAGACUCGGAGCGGCGCAGCGCUGCAGCUCGGCACGAAGCGGCCGCCCCAGCGCCGUCGUUGCGCCUGCGGAGCUCGAUGCCGGCACGCCGCCCUCCCCUCCCUCUCCCUCCCUCCCCUCCCCGCUCCGCCCGCCGGGCCCGUCUCGCCCGGAAGCGGCGGCCGCGUCUCUUCCGUUCCGUUCUGUGUGCGCCGCUCCCCGCUAUGGCCGGGCUGUCCCGCACGCUCGGCAUCUUCGGCGGCUUCGUGGCCGUGGUGGGGGCCGCCUUCUACCCCAUCUACUUCAGGCCACUGCUGCUGCCCGAGGAGUACAAGAGAGAACAAUCAAUAAACCGAGCUGGUAUUGUUCAAGAGAAUAUCCAGCCUCCAGGGUUAAAAGUGUGGUCUGAUCCGUUUGGAAGAAAGUAGUGUUGCCAGCCUGGUGCAUUUCAAGGCAGAACUGAAGAUGAGUUAUUUCUUCUUACACUGAAGUGUGCCUUUAGUCGUUGCUUGAGAAGAAUUGUGAUCAUGUUGUGUGGGCACAUGUGGAGCAACAAACGAUACUGGUUGGAAAGCCAAGAGGAAAAAACAUCCCAGUUUUGGCAGAGUGCUGUGGCACAAAGGAUGGACUGCUGGAAAGGUGAUUGUUUCUUGUGUUUGGAAGUAAAGUAUUUACUUCCUUGAGAAAAAGAACUACUAUUUUUGUGGUUAAUCUGUAAACAUUUGGAGAACAAAUUAUGAAUAGACUAAAUAAUGCAGACCACUGCAGUUUCCUCCCUAUAUUGAAGAUUGCUUUCUGUGGUGUAAUUGUAAAAACGUGAUAGAAGUUUAUACUGAGAGAGACUGGUGUAGAUUUGUUCUCUCUUAGGCAGAAUAUAACAUGGCGUGUGAGAAUUUGGGCAUUAAAAUUUCUUCCUUUCAAACC